This is a messenger RNA of Neospora caninum, 2166 nucleotides long. RefSeq lists its product as hypothetical. The coding region runs from base 1 to 2166 and encodes 721 amino acids. The transcript has a single exon. Lineage: Eukaryota; Apicomplexa; Conoidasida; Eucoccidiorida; Sarcocystidae. Gene Ontology annotation, molecular function: cysteine-type deubiquitinase activity. The record is from RefSeq and is a predicted model, not a curated record. Gene Ontology annotation, biological process: protein deubiquitination.
AUGGCGUCUCCUCCUUGCGUCUGUAACUCCAACGGGAAGCUCCCCCUUCCUCGCAUCAUCCACGUCUACCAUGAGCGUCAGUCUCUCCUGCAGUGCGCACGCCACACAGUCAACAACAUCCUUCAGGCGCCGGCUUACUCGUCAGCCGACUUUGAACGACUGGCGGGAGCCCUAGAUCGAGGGGAGUUUUUUCCAGUGGAAAAACUGGAGCAACAGAUACCACGAGGUCCCCCUGCAACUGCCCACGCAAAAGGGAAGAGAAGCGAACUCCGACCGCCUAGACGACGUGGCGCAUGGGCCGGCCAAAGUAUAUUUGCCGGCGGCCCAGAGGCGUGUUCAGAAGGGGCGAGUAUCCCGGUGAACGAAAGGGAGACAGCGAGCCGAGAUGGUUUCUGCGGAGAAACAAAAACACAUGAACAGGCUGGAUGGCAAGUCCGAGGUCAGACAGGUGAAGACAAGCAUCAGACCUAUAGCGGCCACAGCAUGCCUCAAGAGGGGGAUCCAGGGAAACGCAGCUGCCAUGGAAACGGUGCAGCCGUGUCAGAACAAGACAGGAUUUGCACGCUGACAAGGCAGGCUUCGCCAGGCUCGCCUGACUCUUCGUCGCAAAGCCCACAUGCACACAGAGGGAAAGAGCCUUGUUCCUCUUCUGGGUUGCCGUUGAGAGAGUCGUCUGACUCUUCGUCCACUUCAUUCUACACUCCAGAACAGGAAGCAGGCGAUUCGUGGCCACCCUCUUCUCCGAACGCUUCCACACCUGUCGCUCCUGCGCACCUAUCGAGGAAUACAAAUUUCGGUCCAAUCAUCUUGAAAAGGACCGACGUUCCUUCACGGGCCACAGCUCCUCUUUCGUGUAGUCCCCUCUCUUGCGCGACAGCAAUGCCUGUAUUUCUUCGACCUGUCCCGCCACGUCCUGUGGCGUCUCCUCUUUUUCCAGAAGAAGGAUCCAGAGGAAACCUGUUUUCUGCCCUUUUCGCCACAAACUACAGCGCUCCAUUCUGCCUAGGGAAUUACGACUUAUCUCUUGUGCAGUUGCUUCUGGGUCGCCACGGACUCGAGCUCGAUUUCAGGAACGAAAGGCGGGCACAAGGGAGGAGCGGUAGAACAGUGUCCGCUAAGGGCGUGCCGACAAAAGGCAGCAGUCUCACACACGAGAACACGCGAAACAGUUGUUGUCCGGUCUUUCCAGGCGCUGUGACCUUAGAGCAACUGAGAAAUCCGCGGUUGGUCGGUUUUAUCAUCAACGUUGAACUCCCGAAGACGGGUUGGAGACGACUUUUACCGAAGAGUGCAAGUCGCCAUUUCUAUGCCAUCAGAAAGCUGAGCUGUACGUACACGUUAGAACCGCGGUCGUGUGGGACGGGCGGGAAGUUCGGAUCGGCGAACGAAAUGGCGACGGGGAAACGGGCAGAGAAAAAUACCGUUCUGCUUCUGGACGUGCCAGAAAGAGAUCCACAGAAUGAGGACUGGGGAACGAGCGAAAGUCAAACGGAGAAGCCGCCAGCGACUCGAGUUCACUGUGGCGAAGCACCGCAUGAUUGUCCUUGUGGGUCACUGUCUUUUAUUCAAUACACGACGAGUGAAGACAGACAUGAUGCGGCCUCUCGUUUCCACAGCGAGACCGAAAGGCGCGUUAGUUCGUCACAGAAGGCGGCCGCCGCAGGGCAUGCUCAUUCAGAAAGCGGCUAUUGCUGGGUAAAUUUGGAUUCGAAACUCGAAAGGCCUUACGUCUUUGUCGACGAUCGCGCUCUUGUACUUUACCUCAAUAAGAAACUAGGGGAAAGGUACGGCGUGUCAAUGCAGGGAAGCACCCAGGCUAUGCCGCGUGUCAGUCCUGAGGACAAGAAAAGGUGUCUUCAAAUGUUUGAAGAAGGAUGCGUUUGUAGCACUACACCCCGAGCAGACUCUCAGUAUCAGGAAUGCGAUGAAAGUACGGUGGGGGAUCUCGGGGGAAAGCGAUUUGAGGCAGAUGCAAAGGGGGGACGCUCUCCAGAAACACGUAGCGCUCCUGCCACUGUACACAAAGUCCCUCAUGAACCGCUGCGUCUGUAUAUGCCUCGCCGAUAUGGAGAUGAAAACUCGGCAACAGAGUCUUCUAAUGUGGACGACGAUUAUAAAGAUGCAGUUGUGAUAGAGGUCGUUCUGGCAACCGACGAAAAUGGUUGA